UGUACAGUUGUGGGGUAGAGAGCGCUGAAGAAGACCUGAGAUAGAGGUAAGCUGGCACCAUUGUGGCUGGCACUGUCAAAACUAGUAGGCUGAUAUCCCUUCUGAAGCAAAAAACUUAUUCUCACAAUGACAUGGGGGUUGACACAGUGAGACAGACAAGAAGAUAUUAACAUGGAGUUAAGAUAAUAAUGAAAUCAUUAUCAGCUCGGAUCAGAUAAAAUGGCAAAGUCAAGAUUCUUUCGAAAUGGUCUAAUCCUGGGUUCUACGUUUAUGAUCCUAAUGAUUAUUAUCUAUUGGGAUGAUGUGGGAGCUGCAAAUUUUUACCUGCACACCACCAUAUCUGGACCUCAGGCUUCCCGUACCCCCCCUGUAAGUCACUCCACGCCUAAGCCAGCGGCUGUCAACAACAAAGGAAGUUCCUUCCUGUCAGACAUUGAUGCGUUUCUUAACCACUUCUUAGCAGACAUGUCAGAGCCCAGUCAAAAAACCAGGGUUGACAACACUCCGGCAGCCUUUGGAAAUGCGUCCGGGGAUGCUGGGAAACCAGAAGACAAGCACAUCUCUGAGGAGAAGAAAGAGAGACAGGAUGACAGGAAACAGUUGAUGCAUGACUUGUGCAGCGUCAACAGCACCUUCGACUUUCCGGGCAAGAGCCGGACUUUUGACGACAUUCCCAGCAGAGAGCUGGAGCACUUAAUUGUUGACGACCACCACGGGAUCAUCUACUGCUACGUGCCCAAGGUGGCGUGCAGCCACUGGAAGCGUAUCAUGAUUGUGCUGAGCGAGAGCCUCCUGGUCAACGGUGUACCCUAUCGGGACCCUAAGGACGUUCCGUCCGAGCAGGUUCAUAGCCCCAAAGUUCAUCUCACCCUCAACAAGUUCUGGAAACGCUACGGAAAGUUCUCUCGCCACCUGAUGAACGUCAAGCUGAAGAAUUAUACCAAGUUCCUGUUCGUCAGGGACCCGUUUGUGCGUCUGAUCUCAGCCUACAGGAACAAGCUCGAGAAGGCCAACGAGGACUUCUACCGAAGGUUUUCCACAGUCAUGCUGAAAAGGUACGCCAAUUACUCCAACCCUCCUGCUUCAGUCGUCGACGCAUUCAGGUCUGGUAUGCGACCGUCUUUUUCUCACUUCAUUCAGUAUCUGUUGGACCCCAACACAGUAAAAGAUAGGCCCUUCAACGAGCACUGGCAACAAGUAUAUCACUUGUGUCAUCCCUGCCAAAUCAACUAUGACUUCAUAGGAAAGUUGGAGACUGUGGAGGAGGAUGCUGAGCAAUUGCUCCGCAUCCUUCACGUGGACGACAUCAUCCAUUUCCCUCCCGGUUACCACAACAAAACAACAAGCAGUUGGCAGCAAGGCUGGUUCUCCAAUAUCCCCUAUGAGUCCACCAGAAAGCUUUACAAGCUCUAUGAACCGGACUUCAAACUGUUUGGAUACACCAAGCCCGGAAAACUGAAAUGACUUAUUGCCUCCAGGGGAGUUUUUAGAGAGAGCUUGGAGACCUUUUUUUUUUUUCUGACUGAAACAUACAUAUUUCAGUGGAGAUAUCUCAGAUGGUCCACCAGAACAGUCCACAUGGCAUUUAUGAAACCAGAACCCUUUCCAAGAACAGGACCUGGAUCUCCAUUUGCAAAGAGUGAAUAAUAUUGGAAGAUGCUAAGCAGGACAUUAUUAUGAAUAAAUGAUAACCGAAAGUUAUAGAACUGUAUUGUGAGGUUGUACGGUCUGUAUGCAUGGCAACAAUGGUACCAUUAAUUAUUGAUUAUCCAGUGUUAAAAUUUUGAAUUGCUUUUUGGACAGGACAGUUUAUUUAUAGUGGAAAAAGGGUGCAUGUUAUAUGGCAGGUACAUGCAUUGAGAUAUGACUGGACGGGUACUAGUAAACUACUGCCAAACAUAUGGACUCUAUAAAGAUAAAGAUUGACACUGGAUCCAAAACAGACAAUAAGUCUUGAAAUGACCUCGCAAUCAUAAUAAUUGUACCACAUUAGCUACUGUAGCUCAAUUUAUUUGGCAAUAAUUGAUCAAAAUGGUCAACUACAACUAAUAUAAUUUGUGCCUGUUCUAAGGCAUCAAGACAAAAAUGCUUACCAAAGGUAGCUUUUAAAGGGGUAGACUCGCUAAACAAUUUUUACUAAAUUAUUAUCUGUAGGAUUAGGCCUACUAUUUAAAAUAAUUAUGAAGUGGCAAUUUACCGAUUCAUUUCACAAUUGAAGCAAAAUAUGCUUAGCAAGCUAGUGAUUUUUGGGGGGUUUACAAGGGUUUGAGUGACUAUAGACUUACAUUGUUUGCCUUGAUAUCUCAAAAGUAUUUUUUGAUUUCUGACAGGAGCCUAAGCUCAUUUAUUUUGUGCCAAGCCAUUUCAACCAUUUAUAAAUUAAGUGAUAAUGGUCCAUGUUUCUACUUGUGAGAUUGGCCAGAGGCUAAACAUCAGUUUGAUUUUGGAGGUCUCAAACAUAUCCUCUUUUGAUGUGCCAGUAAAUUGUUGAAUGAACGUUUAAGACUGCACACAAUUCAGCUUCAAUGGGAAAUGUCUAAAGACCAUGGAAACCAUCUGCCUUUUGGACUCACCAACCAUAUCAACCAUGUGUCAUUAUAAAAUGGGGCUAGAAAAGAAUACUGUCCCUAUUGAUAUGUACACAUGGACAUGCUUUAUAAUGAUAUGACUAGAUUAGGUUUAAUGUCUUUAGUGCCCAUCAGCAUUAUAUGCUUUUAUUCAAAUGAACACACUCCUGUCAGUAUUGUCUGGCUACUCCUCCCCAUGGAUUUCUAUAUUUAGCAUUAUUAGUUUUUACCAUUUUCAUGAAUGCUGUUGGGUUCACAGGG
Conger conger (European conger) is the source of this 2828-nucleotide messenger RNA. RefSeq names its product carbohydrate (chondroitin 4) sulfotransferase 12a (gene chst12a). Gene Ontology annotation, cellular component: membrane. The transcript has 2 exons. The record is from RefSeq and is a predicted model, not a curated record. Gene Ontology annotation, molecular function: sulfotransferase activity. The coding region runs from base 220 to 1464 and encodes 414 amino acids. NCBI's taxonomy places the organism in Eukaryota, Metazoa, Chordata, Actinopteri, Anguilliformes, Congridae. Gene Ontology annotation, biological process: carbohydrate biosynthetic process; proteoglycan biosynthetic process.